Messenger RNA from Mya arenaria, 879 nucleotides. RefSeq names its product neurogenic locus notch homolog protein 1-like. Lineage: Eukaryota; Metazoa; Mollusca; Bivalvia; Myida; Myidae. Bases 1 to 879 code for a protein of 292 amino acids. The record is from RefSeq and is a predicted model, not a curated record. The transcript is spliced from 2 exons.
AUGAGGUGUGACGAUGGCUUAAGUUAUCGUAAGGCCAGGUUUGACUAUGGCUUAAGCUAUCGUAAGGCCAGGUGUGACGACGGCUUUAGUUAUCGUAAGGCAAGGUGUGACGAUGGCUUUAGUUAUCGUAAGGCCAGGUGUGACGAUGGCUUUAGUUAUCGUAAGGCCAGGUGUGACGAUGGCUUUAGUUAUCGUAAGGCCAGGUGUGACGAUGGCUUUAGUUAUCGUAAGGCCAGGUGUGACGAUGGCUUUAGUUAUCGUAAGGCCAGGUGUGACGAUGGCUUUAGUUAUCGUAAGGCCAGGUGUGACGAUGGCUUUAGUUAUCGUAAGGCCAUGUGUGACGAUGGCUUUAGUUAUCGUAAGGCCAGGUGUGAGGAUGGCUUUAGUUAUCGUAAGGCCAGGUGUGAGGAUGGCUUUAGUUAUCGUAAGGCCAGGUGUGACGAUGGCUUUAGUUAUCGUAAGGCCAUGUGUGACGAUAGCUUUAGUUAUCGUAAGGCCAUGUGUGACGAUUGCUUUAGUUACCGUAUGGCCAUGUGUGACGAUAGCUUUAGUUAUCGUAAGGCAAUGUGUGACGAUGGCUUUAGUUACCGUAUGGCCAGGUGUGACGAUGGCUUUAAUUAUCGUAAGGCCAGGUGUGACGAUGGCUUUAGUUACCGUAUGGCCAGGUGUGACGAUGGCUUUAGUUAUCGUAAGGCCAGGUGUGACGAUGGCUUUAGUUACCGUAUGGCCAUGUGUGACGAUGGCUUUAGUUAUCGUAAGGCCAUGUGUGACGAUGGCUUUAGUUAUCGUAAGGCCAGGUGUGACGAUGGCUUUAGUUAUCGUAAGACCAGGUGUGAGGAUGGCUUUAGUUAUCGUAAGGCCAGGUGUGAGGAUUGCUAA